GGCCGUCACCGAUUCGUGCACCCGCUGUCGAUUUCUCGUACGAGUUUUCACUCAAUUUCGUUCCAGUCGCUUAUCAUAGUGAUCGUGUGUUCGUUAUCACAGCGCAGUCGUACUGUUUUUGCAUGAAAAUUUUUUUUCAUUUUUCGGUCGUUAAAAUUACGAAGAAAUUGUUAAGUAAAUUUUUGUGUGUAUCGUGUUUAUUUAUAUAAUAAUUUUCGGGGACUGCCUUUGAAUUUACAAUUUUUUUAUUUAAGUGAUCGCAUUAAAAUUUCGACGGACAUUAUACGAGAAUAAAUUUUGAUGUUUGAAGGUGGCACUCGCCUCGUGUCCAAAAUACCUAUUCUGUGGCGAAUGAACAUCGUGAAGACGAAAAAUUUCGUCAUUGCCGUGGCUCUGCGCUUGUACAAGGUUUUCGCUUGCAAAAUGGGUGUAAACGGCACCGCUGAUAAACAGGGUCUUGCCCAGUGUAACGAUAUGUUCGAAAUGGCAGCAAGACUCUGCCGGGGUUAUUUGCCUGGCUCAUGGAAAAAGGUGACAGUCAAGGACAUAGCUGUAAAAAGGAUCAGUGGUGGAUUGAGUAACUGGCUAUAUCGAAUUACAUUGUUAAAGGGUAAUUCUGAACCGCGUGACGUAUUAAUGAGGCUGUAUGGCCAAACACACGGGGAAAGUGCGAUUGAAAAUAUUAUCACUGAAUCAGUAAUAUUCACAUUACUGUCAGAACGCGGUUUAGGACCUAGACUACAUGGAAUAUUUCCUGGAGGUCGUCUAGAAGAAUACAUACCGGCUCGGUCUUUGAAAUCUGAUGAAUUAAGCGAUCAAAAAUUGAGCCUUAUGAUUGCAGAAAAAAUGGCUGACUUACAUCAAUUAAACAUUCCAAUAAAUAAAGACUCAACAUGGCUGUGGGACACUAUGGAUAGGUGGCUUCAGCAACCAAUUUCAGAUUGUAAUUUGUCAAGAGACAAUAUUGAGUUAGAUCAAAUUUUAUCUAUUAAUUUAUCAGAUGAAACACGUUGGUUAAAAAAACACUUGACAAAAUUGAGGUCACCUGUUGUGUUUUGUCAUAAUGAUUUACAAGAAGGUAAUGUCUUACUGAAGGAAAAAGAGCUAACUGGCAGUCGAUCUUUAUGUCUUAUUGAUUAUGAAUAUUGUGCAUACAAUUAUCGUGGUUUUGAUAUUGCUAAUCAUUUUAUUGAAUGGAUAUAUGACUACACAAACCCAAAGUAUCCUCAUUACACUGUUAAACGUGAUCUAUUUCCAACAAAAGAUCAACAAGUUGAGUUUCUGAAACGGUAUUUACAAUGUAUGGGAAGUGAUGAACCAAUAGAAGUUAUUUUAAAUGAAGUACGCCACUUCACUUUAGCGUCACAUUUGUUUUGGGGAAUUUGGAGUAUAGUAAAUAGUAGAACUUCAAAAAUAACAUUUGGCUAUAGGGAGUAUGCUGUUGAACGAUUAAAAACAUACUUCAAACUUAAAGAAAAUUUAAAAAAUACCAUUUAAGAAUGAACUACUUGUGAGUACUUAAAACAAAGAUUGAGUCAACUGCAGACCAAUGUGCUUUAAUGUUCUAAUGAAGACUGAUGCAAUAUGUUAAUUAUUUGGUCCUCAUUUUUAUUAGUCUGAUUAAAUUAUUGUCUGGUUGCACUUUGUGUUGAUGUAAAAGUGCCUUUAAUUAUGUGUUUUGAAUGUAAGAAAAAUGUUCAUUUAAAUCUUUUUAAUACUUUUUAUACUUUUUUCACUUUAUAAUGAAAUAAUUUUCUCUUAUCAAAAAUUAAUAAUAAUAAAUUUUACAUUCUUGACAAACA
Molecule: messenger RNA, 1802 nt
Organism: Daktulosphaira vitifoliae (grape phylloxera)
Lineage: Eukaryota; Metazoa; Arthropoda; Insecta; Hemiptera; Phylloxeridae
Product: choline/ethanolamine kinase
Exons: 7
Coding region: 301-1497 (398 amino acids)
Biological process (GO): phosphatidylethanolamine biosynthetic process; CDP-choline pathway
Cellular component (GO): cytoplasm
Molecular function (GO): choline kinase activity; ethanolamine kinase activity
Source: RefSeq, a predicted model, not a curated record